Messenger RNA from Syngnathus typhle (broad-nosed pipefish), 2331 nucleotides. RefSeq names its product DnaJ (Hsp40) homolog, subfamily C, member 3b (gene dnajc3b). The coding region runs from base 325 to 1833 and encodes 502 amino acids. The transcript has 12 exons. Gene Ontology annotation, molecular function: misfolded protein binding; protein-folding chaperone binding. NCBI's taxonomy places the organism in Eukaryota, Metazoa, Chordata, Actinopteri, Syngnathiformes, Syngnathidae. Gene Ontology annotation, biological process: protein folding in endoplasmic reticulum. The record is from RefSeq and is a predicted model, not a curated record. Gene Ontology annotation, cellular component: endoplasmic reticulum.
UUUCUUGCGUGUGUGAGCUAAUUCUGUCCUCGCUUCAGUUGAAAAGCACCACAAAUGAGUCUUUUUUUUUCUUUUUCAACUAUUUUUUUUUGGUGCUACGUGCGGAAAAUUGCGUUCAAAGCGCCAAGUUUUCCGAGGGGACCUUUUCAUCCACGAGCGAUGUUUUCUACACGGAACUUCAACACCGACGGCACGGCCCGGCCCGGUCCGAAGCGUAAAUACACCGGGCUCGUCUCGCUAAAAGAAGGCUUCAGCUGCACAAUGGCCUUUCAAUGACUUCGACGUUGAGGUGCUUCUUCGUUUGUCAUUAAACCACUGCCGGGUAUGGACUGGGGACGUUUGAUUGGACUCGGUGGAGUCGUGCGCUCCUUGUCCCUGCUCUGUGUCAUUUUGGACUUACAGCUGGACGGCGUCUUGGGGGCAACUCGCGGCGAGAUUGAGCAUCACCUGGAGAUGGGUCGCAAACUUCUGGCAGCUGGUCAGCUGGCCGAAGCCUUGUCCCAUUACCACUCUGCUGUAGAAGUGGAUUCGAAAAACUACUUGACAUACUACAAACGCGGCGCCGUGUUCCUGGCCAUGGGCAAGUCCCGAUCGGCCCUCCCCGACCUGACCAGGGCCAUCCAGCUCAAGCCUGACUUCCUCGCUGCCCGGCUGCAGAGGGGCAACAUCCUUCUGAAACAAGGCAACGCGCAGGAGGCCCGCCGAGAUUUCGAAGCGGUGCUCCGGCCAACUCCGGAGCACGCCGACGCGCGGGAGCAGGUGGCGAGAGCCCGAGAGCUGGAGGAGCUGCAGGAGGACGCCCGGGCGGCGCACCACCGGGGCAACUACGGCGCCGCCGUCUCGGUGCUGGAGCGAAUCAUCGAGAUCUCGCCCUGGGAUCCCGAGAUGCGAGAGCUGCGCGCCGACUGCUACCUCCGCACCGGGGAGCCGCGCAAGGCCGUCCAGGACCUGGCGCCGGCCACCAGGCUGCGGAGCGACAACCGCGCCGCUUUCCUCAAGCUCAGCCUGCUGCAUUACAGCCUGGGGGAGCACCACGAGUCUCUUAACCAAGUCCGAGAGUGUCUGAAGCUGGACCAGGACGACAAGAAUUGCCUGGCCCACUACAAGCAAGCCAAGAAGCUCAGCAAGCAACUGGACUCGGCCGAGGAGCUCGUCCAGGCGGAAAGGUACCGCGAGGCGAUUGACAAGUACGAGGGCGUGAUGAAGGCAGAGCCACACGUGCCGCAAUACUCCAACCUGGCCAAGGAGAGGAUCUGCUUCUGCCUCGUCAAGGCCAAGUCGGCCACGGAGGCCAUCGACGCGUGCUCCGAGGCGCACCGGAGGGACCCUCGCGACGCCAAAGUCCUCCGCCACCGCGCCGAGGCCUUCAUCCUCAACCAGGACUACGAGAAAGCCGUGGAGGACUACCAAGAGGCGCAGGAGUUUGACGGCGACAGCGACGACAUCCGAGAAGGGCUGGAGCGAGCCCGGAAGCUGCUCAAGAUCUCCCGCAAGAGAGACUACUACAAGAUUCUCGGAGUCGGACGGGCGGCCAACAAGCAGGAGAUCAUCAAGGCCUACAGGAAGCUGGCGCAGCAGUGGCACCCCGACAACUUCCAGUCGGAGGCCGAGAAGAAGGAGGCCGAAAGGAAGUUCAUCGACAUUGCGUCGGCCAAGGAAGUCCUCACCGACCCAGAAAUGAGGCAGAAAUUUGACAGCGGCGAGGAUCCAUUGGAUCCGGAGAAUCAGCAGCAGCAGCAUGGCGGCGGCGGCGGAGGACACAAUGGCCACGCCUGGCCUUUCCCCUUCAACCCUUUUGAGUCAGGAGGCAGCUUCCACUUCAAGUUCCAGUAGGGGACAAGUCUGUGGCGCGUCACGGUGAGGACUUUUCCUUUCUCAACAAAAUGUCCGACUGCCUUCAAAACAGCACGUUUUUUGUUGUUUAUGUGCCAUUCUUACCACGAAUGCUUUUUUCGUUUUGAAACCAAUUUGCUCAAAGACUCAUGUCAUCAAUUGUCCAAAAUGGCCAACUGACUGCUGAAAAGAGUGUUUCUUUUUUAUUGUUUCCGAAUCUGCACUUUUAUUUCCAAAACGAAAGCACUAUAUUCUCAACUACAGUUAGGAAUACGACUGACGCUUCAAAGUACAGCCAAACGUGGGCGGGUUGCUGCGCGGCGGAAAUACGGGAAAAACCUCAAAGUUGACGGUAGUGCUGUACUUUGAUCGGAAAACAAAAAAAGUCAUUUAAGGAAGAGAGCUUAUUAUUUAUUGAGUUUGUUUUGUUUUGUUUGUGUCCUUGCAUUGUCAAUCUGAUGCAGAGCUCAACAACAUUAAAAGAAAAAAAAUGGUUUA